This is a messenger RNA of Astyanax mexicanus (Mexican tetra), 2434 nucleotides long. RefSeq names its product nucleotide binding protein 2 (MinD homolog, E. coli) (gene nubp2). Gene Ontology annotation, cellular component: cytosol. The record is from RefSeq and is a predicted model, not a curated record. The transcript has 6 exons. Gene Ontology annotation, biological process: iron-sulfur cluster assembly. NCBI's taxonomy places the organism in Eukaryota, Metazoa, Chordata, Actinopteri, Characiformes, Acestrorhamphidae. The coding region runs from base 185 to 811 and encodes 208 amino acids. Gene Ontology annotation, molecular function: ATP-dependent FeS chaperone activity; iron-sulfur cluster binding; ATP binding.
CUCUCUCUCUCUCUCUGUAGAGGAGGGGAAUCUGAGGGCGGUGGGUCGGGUGGUUCUGGUUCUGUCGGGUAAGGGUGGAGUGGGUAAGAGCACCAUCACUACAGAACUGGCACUCGCUCUACAGCACGCAGGAAAGAAGGUGGGGAUCCUGGACGUGGAUCUGUGUGGUCCCAGUAUCCCGCGGAUGCUGGGCGUGUCCCAGCAGGAGGUCCAUCAGUGUGACUCCGGGUGGGUCCCGGUGUACGCGGACCCCCAGCAGCGCCUCGCUCUGAUGUCCAUCGGCUUCCUGCUGGACGACCCCAGUGAGGCUGUGGUCUGGAGAGGACCCAAAAAGACUGCUCUGAUUGGUCAGUUUGUGCGUGAUGUGGCGUGGGGGGAGUUAGACGUGCUGCUGGUGGACACGCCCCCUGGAACAUCUGAUGAACACCUGGCCGUCCUGGAGAACCUCCGCAAACACAGAGUGGACGGAGCGGUGCUGGUGACCACACCACAGGCGGUGUCUAUAGGAGAUGUGAGGAGGGAGAUAACAUUCUGUAAGAAGACGGGAGUGAAGAUUCUGGGAAUCAUAGAGAACAUGAGCGGCUUCGUGUGUCCACACUGCUCCGAGUGCAGCAGUAUAUUCUCUAAGGGAGGAGGGGAGGAGCUGGCGAAGCUGACGGGUUCAGAGUUUUUAGGUUCUGUUCCGUUGGAUCCUCUGUUAGCAGAGAGUAUAGAGGAAGGUCGGGAUUUCCUGCAGGCGUUUCCAGAGAGCGCCACCUACAGUUCACUCAGAGCAAUAGCAGAGUCAGUACUGACCCGCCUACAGGACUGACGCCCCCCCACUGCAGAUACACCAAUCAGAGGCCAGCACUCAGGACUGAGACCGCCCCCCACUGCAGAUACACCAAUCAGAGGCCAGCACUCAGGACUGAGACCGCCCCCCACUGCAGAUACACCAAUCAGAGCCCUGCACUCAGGACUGAGACCGCCCCCACUGCAGAUUCACCAAUCAGAGCCCUGCACUCAGGACUGAGACCGCCCCCACUGCAGAUUCACCAAUCAGAGCCCUGCACUCAGGACUGAGACCGCCCCCACUGCAGAUUCACCAAUCAGAGCCCUGCACUCAGGACUGAGACCGCCCCCACUGCAGAUACACUAAUCAGAGCCCUGCACUCAGGACUGAGACCGCCCCCACUGCAGAUACACCAAUCAGAGCCCUGCACUCAGGACUGAGACCGCCCCCACUGCAGAUACACCAAUCAGAGCCCUGCACUCAGGACUGAGACUGCCCCCACUGCAGAUACACCAAUCAGAGGCCAGCACUCAGAACUGAGACCGCCCCCCACUGCAGAUACACCAAUCAGAGCCCUGCACUCAGGACUGAGACUGCCCCCACUGCAGAUACACCAAUCAGAGCCCUGCACUCAGGACUGAGACUGCCCCCACUGCAGAUACACCAAUCAGAGGCCAGCACUCAGAACUGAGACCGCCCCCCACUGCAGAUACACCAAUCAGAGCCCUGCACUCAGAACUGAGACUGCCCCCACUGCAGAUACACCAAUCAGAGGGCUGCGCUCCACACAACCUCUGACUGGGGUAAAGGUCAAAUUUUUAUAUUUGAAAUAUAUUCACAUUGAAUUUAAUACAUUUGAUAUAUUUAAUGGCAUAAUUCGUAAAAAAAAAAAAAAAAAAAUUCAACAGUCUUUUUUUUAUUUGAACGUGUGAGGUGAUGAAAUUUAAGCUUUUACAAUUUCCAAAUAAAAUAAAAUUAAAAAUUAGAUCCAUAUAUUUUAAUGUCUCUCAUCCAAAACUCAGAGGAGAAAUUCUCUGUUCCCGGGAAGAGUUAACUUUAAAAAUAAAUCAAAAGAAAAGAGAGGUAUUAAAUCAAUAGAGAAUCAAAAGAGUAACAUAAAUGAAAUAUUAAGAAAAAGCAUUAAUCAUUUUAUAAAUUUAGAUAUUUUCAAUUCAAAACUCAGAAAUAUAUAAAUAUAAAUUUAGGCCACAGAAAAGAAUUGAACUCAGAAUUUGACCAAUUAUAGCAGCAAUUAAACGAAUCUCUCAGCCAAUCACAGCUCUGCCUCAUUUAGGUUCAUAUCUGUUGCCUUAUUGAUCUUUAUAAAGCAGUGAAACUUUAAACUGUAAUUUAGAUUUAUUUUUUUCUAAAUUACUCUGUUAAAAAAAAAAAAUAUCUAAUUUAUAACCAAUGCCGUUAAAUUAAAAAUGUAUUGAAUGGCAUGUGAAUAUACAUAUGCAUACAGAGCACUGCUAACAACAUUAACCUUGUAUCUCCAGCACAGGAAACACUGAUGAUUAGGGAUGGCUGAUGUUAUUUACUUAUUUGUUUGAUUUAUUUCAUUUCUGGCUUUAAUUUGUAUUUAAAUGUGAAAUUAAAAUCACUGCUGAUCAUAUUUGUAAUAAAAUAAUUAUUAAAAAAUCCCCAGUGGGAACCAUACUG